CCGUCAACGACCUGACUUUUUGAGUCUCACCCUUCUCCAGAGUCUCUAAAGAUACAGUUGCAAAGAUGGCGCGCAAUUCAGAAAAAGCCCAGUCCAUGCUCUUCCGCUUCCGCGAAGCUCAAGCAGCAGACCUAGGCAUAAUCGAUGCAGGCCGUACCCGCCGCCCGAAGAUGAUCACCGAAGUCAAUGCGAUUCCAGCAUGCGAAAAAUGGCGAGGCCAGGUCCUGAAGGAGAUCUCGAGAAAGGUGUCCAAGAUUCAAGAUCCUAGCUUAAGUGAUUUCAUGAUCAGGGAUCUGAACGAUGAGAUCAACAAGUUGAUGAGGGAGAAACACAUGUGGGAGAUUCAAAUUAGGAAUCUAGGUGGUCCGAAUUAUAUGCGGGGUGGUGGGAAGGUGUAUGAUGAGGAAGGUCGAGAGAUUCCGGGGAGUGGGAAGGGUUAUAGGUACUUUGGGCGAGCGAGAGAACUGCCAGGUGUCAAAGAGAUGUUCGAGGCAGCUACACAAAAACCACGAGAGGACAAACCCCUAGAUUCGAGAGCAGACCUACGCAAACAAGUCGAUGCUUCGUACUAUGGAUACAAUCUGGACGAAGAAGACGGCACAUUGUUGGCAUACGAAAUGCAGAAGGAGAAAGAAGCGUUUGACAAUUUGCUCGCAAGUAAGGAUGGAAAGGCGCCAAAGGGAUGGGAACCAUUACCUGGCGAUUCGGGUGACGGAGAAGAAUGGAGAUUGCCCACAAGUGAGGAGGUACAAGAGGAACUCGUUGAGAGGAGACGAGGAAGGUUGCUUGAUAAGCUGGGUUGAUUGUUCAUACAACUCUCAAUACGAAUAACUAUCUGCCUCAAUACUCUCGUCUUAAAGACUCCACGCGCACAUGAGUUACCAAUAAGUUUUCCUCCCCACUUGAUCGAGUCCGUCUCACAGUCCAUCU
Molecule: messenger RNA, 930 nt
Organism: Mollisia scopiformis
Lineage: Eukaryota; Fungi; Ascomycota; Leotiomycetes; Helotiales; Mollisiaceae
Product: Isy1-like splicing factor
Exons: 3
Coding region: 66-803 (245 amino acids)
Biological process (GO): mRNA 3'-splice site recognition; generation of catalytic spliceosome for second transesterification step
Cellular component (GO): post-spliceosomal complex; post-mRNA release spliceosomal complex; catalytic step 2 spliceosome
Source: RefSeq, a predicted model, not a curated record